AUGUCUCUUCACACCUCCUACCAUGCCGAUUCCGACGCGGACGACGAGUACGAGCGCAGCGUGAUCACCUCCCCCCAUUUGGCCACGGACUCGGAGGCCUCUCCGUCGGAGUCCGACUUCCCCUCUGCGGAGCAUACGCCGACUUCCUACGCAAAUGUCGAACACAACCCGCAAUCUCCUCGGACGAUCAUCACCGAAUGGACUGCCGAAGAGUGCGCCAGCUUCCUCGUCACUCUCGGACUUCGUCAAUACUGCCCGGCGUUUCUAGAAAAUGAAAUUGUGGGAGAAGCGCUGAUCGCGUUGAAACAUGAUGAAUUGAAGGAGAUGGGUAUCAUCAGCGUGGGCCAUCGCUUGACCAUUCUGAAGAGUGUUUACGAGACCAAAGUCAAACAAGACAUCCCGCUUGACGCAGAUCAUUAUAUUCCCCUCUCGGCGGAUCAAAGCAUGAACGAGAAUGCCUCUCAAGACGACGUUGCUCGUCUGAUUCAAUCCAUUCGUCUACGAGAUGAGCGGAUCACGACCGUCGAAUCCGAGAUGCGACGCAUUGCGGAGGAAUACCGACGACUACGAGAAGAGCUUCUGCCUGUGUUUAAGAUGGCUAAAGAUCGGUCGCAGCCCCUGCCCCCUCCGUCCGCUAUCCCCAGCUCCGGACCCGAAGGGCAUCAUGAUAACCAACCGAUCAGCUCCCCCUCCGGCAUCACGCUGCUGGAACGGUCCGUGUCCGGCAUUUCUCGCACCUUCUCCAAGCGGUUACACAACGGCGGCACCACGCCGAAAAACAACUCUCCUACCCACAUCCCACCCUCGAUUCACGAAAACCGGCCGUACAAUGACCACGGCGCCUUGGACCCUUCGAUGGCCGCCGUUUCCUCGUCGCACCUGAGCACGAUGAACGGCAAAUCCCAACUCUCCCCCGGCAUUCCGUCUCCCACGUCGCCCGGUGGUCAUUACGGCAAUACACAAACGCUGGCCUCGCGGUCGUACACCCAGCCGAAUACGACCAGCCGCAGUAACUUCGAUCACUACGAAGAGAGCAUGCCUACGCAGUCUCGACCCGAUCGCUUGAAUCCGACACCGACCCAAGCCACGCGCCCAGAGAUCCCGACACGCUCCGACUCCCGAGCCGGUGGGGACCCUCCCAGCGUGGAGAUCUUCAAGUCGUUCCGCGUUUCCAUGGAUGAUCCCUGCCACAAAGUUCUACCGGCUGCCCUGAAAAAGUACAAUAUCAGCGCGGAUUGGAGGCAGUAUGCCCUAUACAUUGUAUAUGGUGACCAAGAACGGUGUCUCGCGCUGGACGAACGACCUCUCAUUCUCUUCAAGCAGCUAGAAAGGGAAGGGCGCAAGCCGAUGUUCAUGUUACGCAAGCACCUACAACCUUUUGAGAACACCAUGUACGCCGCGACGGGAGGAGCCUCAGCAGGCUCAGCGCCCAACAGCGCAGGGUUCGAAGGACGACAGGCCCAGAUCAACCUUCCCGGUGGAGUUCUCUGA
This is a messenger RNA of Aspergillus melleus, 1491 nucleotides long. RefSeq names its product adaptor protein STE50. Gene Ontology annotation, molecular function: protein binding. The transcript is spliced from 3 exons. Gene Ontology annotation, biological process: signal transduction. NCBI's taxonomy places the organism in Eukaryota, Fungi, Ascomycota, Eurotiomycetes, Eurotiales, Aspergillaceae. The record is from RefSeq and is a predicted model, not a curated record. Bases 1 to 1491 code for a protein of 496 amino acids.